CAUACUCCUGAGCCCGGGUCCAGCGAUGAGCACCUCCAGCAUCUUCCUCUGCGUCCUGUUCCUCUGUGGGACUCUGGGUCUCACCACUUCCCCUGCCCGGGGACGGCUCCGCUGUUACACCUGCAGCUUCGCCAAACCCUGCUACCCGGUUCCCACUGAGUGUCAGGAUGAUGAAGCUUGUGGCAUCAGUAUCGGCACCUCAGACCAGAACGAGAUCAUCCAGCGGAAAGGCUGCCUCCCCAGGGCCCAGUGCCCUCUGCAGGGCCAUGCCACCUACUGGUUACGCUCCUACGCUCUGCGGCACCACUGCUGUGAGCAGGACCUGUGCAACGUGGCCACCACUCCACAGUGGCUCCCCAGCCUCCUCCUCACCACCCUGCUCCUCCUUGCAGCCAUCUUCGUGUGGGGAGGCCACCUCCUCCACUAG
Cynocephalus volans (Philippine flying lemur) is the source of this 427-nucleotide messenger RNA. RefSeq names its product lymphocyte antigen 6G6e-like. Gene Ontology annotation, molecular function: transmembrane receptor protein serine/threonine kinase activity; acetylcholine receptor activator activity; acetylcholine receptor binding. NCBI's taxonomy places the organism in Eukaryota, Metazoa, Chordata, Mammalia, Dermoptera, Cynocephalidae. Gene Ontology annotation, biological process: desensitization of G protein-coupled receptor signaling pathway; acetylcholine receptor signaling pathway. Bases 26 to 427 code for a protein of 133 amino acids. The transcript has 3 exons. The record is from RefSeq and is a predicted model, not a curated record. Gene Ontology annotation, cellular component: plasma membrane.